Messenger RNA from Paramormyrops kingsleyae, 2365 nucleotides. RefSeq lists its product as uncharacterized. Gene Ontology annotation, biological process: cytokine-mediated signaling pathway. Gene Ontology annotation, cellular component: plasma membrane. NCBI's taxonomy places the organism in Eukaryota, Metazoa, Chordata, Actinopteri, Osteoglossiformes, Mormyridae. The record is from RefSeq and is a predicted model, not a curated record. Gene Ontology annotation, molecular function: protein binding; cytokine receptor activity.
UGGACAUAUGAGAGGGGGUGGUGUUUUGUAUAUCAAUCUGCUUCCUUGUUUGGUAGUGAGACCCGUGGAAAGGCGACAAACGCGCUGGAAAGACACCGAAAAAAAGCGAACAAGAGCUGGCGAUUGCAACUAACUUAAUGGCGGAUGCUGCUGAUCUGACACUCCAGGAAUAAUGGUAUUUCCAUGGAGGGAAGAGUGGCGGAACCCCCACGCCGUCUGGGCGAUGAAACAUCUGUAUCAGUGUAUGGAGCUCUUUCUAGUUGAGGUGCCUUGAAAGUGCGUCUAUUAAUUAAAGUGGAUGAUUCCGCUGGAUGGCGCGAUGAAAGAAACACGGGGUGGCCCGCUGAAGACCAUGAUUUUUGGAGCUACUUUACAUAUUUUGUGCUUUAUUUGCGCCAUACACGGAGGCAAACAAAUGCAAGGCGCUUAUACAGGAAAGAAAGAAGAAGCCCAUCUUCCUGACUACCUAGAUCCAACUACCAUCAAGCCCCCUAUCAUUUCAGUGGUGUCCCAGCCUCACACGCUUAUAGUUGACGUGGUGCCUGACAGAAAUCUUGGGAAGGAGAUAGGUGGCCAUUUAGAGUACAGAGUCAUUUAUAAGAAGGAAGAGGAGGAGAUGUUCGAGAAAUAUAGAGACUUCAAUCACCUUUCCACCCAUCUGACUAUUGAAGGCCUGGAUGCAGGGGUGAAAUAUUGUGUGCAGGUGAUCUAUUUAGCUUACAAAAGACUCCUCAAUGAACCGAGCAACCUUGAGUGUGCCAUCGUCACGGAGCCGGAAGAUGCCAAGCACACGCGAAACGCAGUGGGCAUUGCGGUCGCUGUGAUUCUGCUGUGCAUCCUGGUUCCAAGUUGCUUGUGGAUGGUUGGCAAAAACCAGAAGAGGUUGAAGCAGGCUUUGAAACCCCCACUCAGUGUGCCCCAGCACUUCCAAGAGUUCCUCAUGGAGGACUUUGACCUGUCCCAGCCGUCGGUUGACACCAAGCACUGUGGCUCCAGUGCUGAGGAAGUCUGGGACACUGUCUCGGUGGUCUGUCUACAGGCAACUGAUGAGAUCGAGGACUCUGCUCCUCCAAAGAUUCACUUUGUUGUGGGUGGUGUGUUGUGGCCAGAAGGUCCAGGGGACCAGCAGCAACCCAAGCCCCUCAGAGUACCAGGCCAGGCCGGAGAUGAAGAGACCAGUAUGAACAAUGGCUCCUCAUGACCAGGACCUGCGUAUGCAAUCUGCCGUUUGCCGCUGUGUUGAGCCGGAAACAUGCAACUUGCUGGUCUCUCCACUGAGUGGUCCAAAACUCAGGGACACGACUCCCGUCCCAAGCCUGACUGUCCAAGCCAUGAUGGAAACUCCUCGCCUGUGCAUUUGUAGAAGGUGGUGCCAGCCUUGGCCUCACGUGCCACACCGAGCAUCUGUUAAUCACGGCCAUGCAGCAGGCGUGGCAUCCAGCGGCAGGCCCUGUCUUCCGGUCAACGCGUCCGUGUCCUCACUCCUGGCAACUCCAUUUCGACAUCAUGUCCGGAGAUAUCGCAUCUGUGGCAGGAAGCCUCUUGGUGACGGAACACUUUGUUGAAGAUAUCAAUUUCCAAGAAGUAUUAUAUCUGGUGCUUUUGUUGGGACCAUGUUACUACUGAGCAGAACUGUUUUCUAUGCAUCUUCCCUUACUGCAGCAUUCGGGAUGCCUAUCUCUUCAGGUUUUUUUUUUUUUUUUUUUUUUAAAGCUCAGGGUACCUACAAGGAUAUAGAAACUUUUGGGCUGGAGGAUGUUGUCCAUCUCCUCUGCUCACAUCCCUUUGCACAGAGAGAGCAGAUGGAGGGCAGGCUGCCCAAACCAAUACUAGUAACAAAGUGGGAUGUAACUCUUCCAGGAACUGUGCAGGAAAUAAAAGCCAUCACUCAUUUAGUUUAUUUUUAUUGAUCUGAUGUAAUUUUUUAAAGCAUUACACAGAGAGCUAGCUCAUGCUGGCCUUUGUGGUGGGAGUUAUGCCAUCCACUUGUCAUCUGUAAUGCUAUCAGGCUAACAUCCACAGAAUGUUACAUCCCCCAUUCAGGUCAAUUCUAGGAAAAACCCAAGCUGAAGUGCAAUACACAGAAACUUUGAUUUGUAAUCAAUCAGCAGAGCUGCUAAAUUAAUGUGGGUUUAAUAGUUGAAGACUGAGCUACUGUUGUCCUGCAUUAACUGGAGACUGGACGAUAAGCAGCAGCAGCAGCCUUUGAUUUUGCUACUGUGCUGAAUUCUGCCCCCACCCACGCAGAAGCUGGGUCAUUAUGGUCAUUAUCAGUGAAAAUUCCAGUCCCUUUGUGUGACCGUUUGUCUCACCCAAGGGGAACUACUGCUUAUUGUGAAUAAUCAAAUAAAAAUGCGUAUGUGUG